Molecule: messenger RNA, 563 nt
Organism: Jatropha curcas
Lineage: Eukaryota; Viridiplantae; Streptophyta; Magnoliopsida; Malpighiales; Euphorbiaceae
Source: RefSeq, a predicted model, not a curated record
AUGUUAAAUGCAUUUCUGUUGACUCACACACAGUGUGAGUUUAUAAAGCAUAGGCAGGGUGGAGCAGGAGCUGGGGUUGCUGGAGCAGGAAGUGGGCAACAAGCAGCAAGCAGCUGCGGCAGCUGACAGAAGCAGAAAUCCUUGAUGGCCAAGCGGGUGGAAACAGAUAUUGGCAACAUCGUUGACAUUUUCACACACCAUUGUCAAUCGUUUCAAGCAGCCGACUCUUUGCUCAAGGUUGGUGUCCAAGCUUAGCAGACUGUGAUUUUUUCCAGGGUUUGCAUCUCUUCAAAUGACCAUGUAGACCAAAGAAUAGUCGAGUUUAACCAAACUAGCAGAAAAAACAGAAUGGGUAUGUUGGCCUAGAAUUGGGAGGAUGGCUGCGCUAGCCUUAAAGAUCCUUGUGAAUCUCACUACUAUUCCUCUGCACAGAGAACAAGUUCAAACCUUGCAACCUUGAAACUAUGGGUCUCAAAUGCCCUGAAAAGAGAUUAGAUUGCUGCUCAUUUACGUCAAAUCAGAUUUUUUUUUUUUUUUUUUUUUUUUUUUUUUUUUUUUUUUUU